Nilaparvata lugens (brown planthopper) is the source of this 3002-nucleotide messenger RNA. RefSeq names its product probable cytochrome P450 6a13. The transcript is spliced from 7 exons. The record is from RefSeq and is a predicted model, not a curated record. Gene Ontology annotation, molecular function: iron ion binding; heme binding; oxidoreductase activity, acting on paired donors, with incorporation or reduction of molecular oxygen. Lineage: Eukaryota; Metazoa; Arthropoda; Insecta; Hemiptera; Delphacidae. Bases 335 to 1864 code for a protein of 509 amino acids.
UUUCGAAUCCAGUAUUGCAAAAGUUGCCAUAGUUUUAAAAUGACCGCUACUUUUAUUAUCUGCGCAUGCGCACUCUGAAUCUUCUUCAUUCGUAAAAUCAGUUGAUUGUGAACUUGUGAAGUGGUGAAGUUGUCUGUCAAGUCGUCAAUACAAGACUCGCUUGUGUUGACAAGAAUUUUGCAAAAAGUAAUAAUAUUAUUGUUGUGCGGUAGUUGGCUUUAUCUAAAUAAAUGCAUUUUUUAUUUUAUUAAAACGUGAUUUCUUCCUAGUGCUAACAGGCUUUUUGUCAAUUUUAAGAAACUGAACUUGUCUUAACAAGAAAAAUUAAUUUGACAUGUGCAAAGAACAGUGGCUGUUUGAUUCAGUUUUGUGGUUAUUACCAGUAAUAACACUAAUCACCGGUAUCAUAACACUAUUUUACUUUUUGGGCACUAAAAAUUACAAUUACUGGACAAAACAUGGCGUAUUUAGCAAUACUCCCCGUUGGCCAUUCCUGGGUAACCUGAGAAUCUCCGAUCUGCCGAAAUCCAACCGGGACCUGAUCAAAGGCAUCUACGACAGUUUCGAAGGCCGUGGUUGCGGUGGAUUCUAUUUUCUGACAAAACCAGUGCUGGUCGUGCGAGAUCCCGAUCUGAUUGUCAGUAUUCUGGUGAGCGAUUUUGCGCAUUUCUCGAGUCGUGGCUUCCAUUCAAACGAGCAGCAUGAUCCACUCUCCAAAAAUCUCAUCCAUUUGGAUGGUCCGCCUUGGAAACAGGUCAGGCCUAAGAUGACCGCUGCGUUUGGCAUCAAUAAGUUGAGGACUAUGAUAUCUGACAUGGAUAAUUUCGCAGUUAAAACUCUGGAACAGAUGUCAAAACAUAGUAACAUAAAUGCUGAAGAUUUAUCUGAUAAAUUCAUGAUUGAUGUAGUAUCUUCGUGUCUGUUCGGUAUCAAUUCGGAAGCAAUUGAAAAUCCUGAGUCAGCUUUCUAUGAGGUAGCUAAGCAGAUAUUUGAUGGCUAUCACUUCCUGGUACAUGUAUUUGUGGGCUACAUGUUUCCUGCUGUGCACACUCUUGCCAGGAUGACAGUGGCUCGGUCGCAAGUCACCCACUUCUUCAAGAAAGUCACCAACGAAAACCUGCACUUGAGAAAGUCUGAAGGAUUUUCACAGAGAAAAGACUUCUUUCAGACUCUUGUGAGCAUGAAGGAGACGCAGGAAAUUUGUAAAGAAGACAAUGGGGGAAGUAAAGUUUGCGAUGAAGACUUUAUCGCAGCAAAUCUGUUCAUGUUCUUCAGUGCUGGCUUUGAUUCUUCGGGAAAGAUUGGAGCUUUCAUUAUCUAUGAGCUGGCUGCUAACAAAGAGAUGCAAACAACUUUGAGAGACGAAGUACUAAGAGUACUUGAAAAGUACGACGAUAAAAUGAGCUUUGAGGCUCUUCAAGAAAUGACCUAUUUAGAAAAGAUAGUUGCCGAAGCGAAUCGGAAAUAUCCAAUUCUGAUGGUGAUCUUUAGAAAAUGCGAAAAAGCCUAUCGCCUGCCUGACGGGGGUCUCAUUGAACCAGGAAUUAACGUGAUGAUACCAUCUUCAGCCAUCCACUAUGACCCUAAAUUCUACCCAGACCCUGAGAAAUUUGACCCGGAACGUUUCAGUGAGGAAAAUAAGAGUCAAAGACAUCAGGGCUCUUAUCUGCCGUUUGGGAUUGGACCCAGGAUUUGUCCAGCAUGGCAGUUUGCAAUACUGGAGCUGAAAGUGUUUGUGGCAAGAAUUGUCUCCAAAUACGAAUUGGACUUGCAUCCGUCGACAGCGACCCCAAUGCGGCUGCAUCCUCGUAAUUUCCUCCUCAGUCCAGAAAGUGAUAUUAUAGUCAACCUGACUAAAGUUUAAAAAACAUUCAAAUUUACUCUGUACUUUAAUUCACAACAAAUAAGAAAAUAACUUGAGUUAGAUGUCACUUUGAAUUUCAUCAACCAUGAGUAGCCAACCUUAUUCCUUUGUUGACCUUGAGUAACACCCCCCCCCCUCUCUCACAACUUGGAAAGGAUAUGUCUUAUUUUUCAAUACAGCAUUGACAUUCUACAAAUCGAACCAGUAAUAAUCAAAUUUGAUAACAAUAAGCUCGUCAGUAAGUCAGUAUACCUACCUUUCCUAUUCAAGUUCAAAGUGAAACAAAAAUAUUCAAAAAAGAGUAAAAUUAAUUUAGUCAUCAAUUAUAAUUUUGAAUUGUAUUCAAAUCCUUUUUCUCCAUAGGAUUUAGUAGUGUAAUCCACACAUCUGAAACGAUGUAGGAUAACUUAUAGGUUUCAUAGUUUACUGUUGUAAUUGCUUGCUCAGUGCCUGCUUGUUGAAGCAGUUUUAAUAGAUUUGAUAAUUAAUUAUUGGAAUUUCAUCCUUCUUCUUCUUGAAAAGGCCUCUUUGUAGUUUUUCCUAUCUUUUCACUGUUAGGGCCGUUUGUAUAGUCAAAGCUUAAACUAAAUUUAAUCAGCUGGUGGCUUGAACUCAAAAUGAAACACACUAUAACAAACUAGACUUGAUACGGAUUUAAUCCAGUUUAAAAUGAAAUUUAGUUUAAACUAUCACUGUGCAAACGGCCCUUGAUGUUUGGAAAUAGCAUUCUUCAACCAUUCAUUGGAUUCAAGUAGAUUCAAAACGCUUAGAACCCAUGCAAAUCAAUAUAAUGAGGAACACAUUUCAGAUAGUAAUAUAGUGAAUAGUGAAGGUAUAAGUUCAAAUACUGGAUAGUAAUCAAUCAAGAUAUAAUUGUUAUAACUAACUGAAUAACUGAAUUAUAGAACUCUUUUGAAUGAAUUACAAUUAUUUAAUAAUUUCCAAAAUAUUAAUUUAUCCUAUUCAUCAAUCUAUCUCUGGCAUUUGAAUCAUUUCAAAAAUAUAUUCUAUCAAAUCGGUCCCAUUCAUUCUUUUACUGAUUAGGUAAGUUCUAUUGUCUUCUGAAUUUACAAAAUCAACUUUUUAUAAUGCACUGGUACUGGACUGGGAUAGUAGAAUAGCUUCUACAACUAACCAA